AUGAGAGUUGACGCUUUCCAUUACCCCGCCCCAUUCUCCCGCUUUCCAUCACCCCGCCCCAUUCUCCCGCUUUCCAUCACCCCGCCCCAUUCUCCCACUUUCCAUCACCCCGCCCCAUUCUCCCGCUUUCCAUCACCCCGCCCCAUUCUUCCUCUUUCCAUCACCCCGCCCCUUUCUCCCGCUUUCCAUCACCCCGCCCCAUUCUCCCGCUUUCCAUCACCCCGCCCCAUUCUCCCGCUUUCCAUCACCCCCCCCAUUCUCCCGCUUUCCAUCACCCCGCCCCAUUCUUCGCUUUCCAUCACCCCGCCCCAUUCUCCCACUUUCAAUCACCCCGCCCCUUUCUUCCUCUUUCCAUCACCCUGCCCCAUUCUCCCUCUUUCCAUCACCCCUCCCCAUUCUCCCGCUUUCCAUCACCCCGCCCCAUUCUCCCGCUUUCCAUCACCCCGCCCCAUUCUCCCGCUUUCCAUCACCCCACCCCAUUCUCCCGCUUUCCAUCACCCCGCCCCAAUCUCCGUUUUCCAUCAUCCCGCCCCAUUCUCCCGCGUUCCAUCACCCCGCCCCAUUCUCUCGCUUUCCAUCACCUCGCCCCAUGCUCCCGCUUUCCAUCACCCCGCCCCAUUCUCCCGCUUUCCACCACCCUGCCCCAUUCUCCCGCUUUCCAUCACCCUGCCCCAUUCUCCCGCUUUCCAUCACCCCGCCCCAUUCUCCCGCUUUCCAUCACCCCGCCCCAUUCUCCCGCUUUCCAUCACCCCGCCCCAUUCUCCCGCUUUCCAUCACCCCGCCCCAUUCUCCCGCUUUCCAUCACCCCGCCCCAUUCUCCCUCUUUCCAUCACCCCGCCCCAUUCUUCCUCUUUCCUUCACCCCGCCCCAUUCUCCCGCUUUCCAUCACCCCGCCCCAUUCCCCCUCUUUCCAUAACCCCGCCCCAUUCACCCGCUUUCCAUCACCCCGCCCCAUUCUCCCGCUUUCCAUCACCCCGCCCCAUUCUACCGCUUUCCAUCAUCCCGCUCCAUUGUCCCGCUUUCCAUCACCCCGCCCCAUUCUCCCGCUUUCCAUCACCCCUCCCCAUUCUCCCUUUUUCCAUAACCCCGCCCCAUUCUCCCGCUUUCCAUCAACCCGCCCCAUUCUCCCGCUUUCCAUCACCCCGCCCCAUUCUCCCUCUUUCCAUCACCCCGCCCCAUUCUCCCUCUUUCCUUCACCCCGCCCCAUUCUCCCGCUUUCCAUCACCCCGCCCCAUUCCCCCUCUUUCCAUAACCCCGCCCCAUUCACCCGCUUUCCAUCACCCCGCCCCAUUCUCCCUCUUUCCAUCGCCCCGCCCCGUUCUCCCGCUUUCCAUCACCCCGCCCCAUUCUCCCGCUUUCCAUCACCCCGCCCCAUUCUCCUGCUUUCCAUCACCCCGCCCCAUUCUCCCUCUUUCCAUCACCCCACCCCAUUCUCCCGCUUUCCAUCACCCCGCCCCAUCCUCCCGCUUUCCAUCACCCUGCCCCAUUCUCCCGCUUUCCAUCAACCCGUCCCAUUAUCCCUCUUUCCAUCACCCCGCCCCAUUCUCCCGCUUUCCAUCACCCCGCCCCAUUCUUACUCUUUCCAUCUCCCCGCCCCAUUCUCCCUCUUUCCAUCACCCCGCCCCAUUCUCCCUCUUUCCAUCACCCCGCCCAAUCUCCCUCUUUCCAUCACCCCGCCCCGUUCUCCCUCUUUCCAUCACCCCGCCCCAUUCUCCCUCUUUCCAUCACCCCGCCCCAUUCUCCCGAUUUCCGUCACCCCGCCCCAUUCUCCCUCUUUCCAUCACCCCGCCCCAUUCUCCCUCUUUCCAUCACCCCGCCCCAUUCUCCCUCUUUCCAUCACCCCGCCCCAUUCUCCCGCUUUCCAUCACCCCGCUCCAUUCUCCCGCUUUCCAUCACCCCGCCCCAUUCUCCCGCUUUCCAUCACCCCGUCCCAUUCUCCCUCUUUCCAUCACCCCGCCCCAUUCUCCCGCUUUCCAUCACCCCGCCCCAUUCUUCCUCUUUCCAUCUCCCCGCCCCAUUCUCCCUCUUUCCAUCACCCCGCCCCGUUCUCCCUCUUUCCAUCACCCCGCCCCAUUCUCCCUCUUUCCAUCACCCCGCCCCAUUCUCUCGAUUUCCGUCACCCCGCCCCAUUCUUCCUCUUUCCAUCACCCCGCCCCAUUCUUCCUCUUUCCAUCUCCCCGCCCCAUUCUCCCUCUUUCCAUCACCCCGCCCCAUUCUCCCUCUUUCCAUCACCCCGCCCCAUUCUCCCUCUUUCCAUCACCCCGCCCCAUUCUCCCGAUUUCCGUCACCCCGCCCCAUUCUCCCGCUUUCCAUCACCCCGCCCCAUUCUCCCGCUUUCCAUCACCCCGCCCCAUUCUCCCGCUUUCGAUCGCCCCGCCCCAUUCUCCCUCCUUCCAUCACCCCGCCCCAUUCUCCCUCUUUCCAUCACCCCGCCCCAUUCUCCCUCCUUCCAUCACCCCGCCCCAUUCUCCCGCUUUCCAUCACCCCGCCCCAUUCUCCUGCUUUCCAUCACCCCGCCCCAAUCUCCCGCUUUCCAUCACCCCGCCCCAUUCUCCCGCUUUCCAUCACCCCGCCCCACUUUCCAUCACCCCGCCCCAUUCUCCUGCUUUCCAUCACCCCGCCCCAUUCUCCCUCUUUCCAUCACCCCGCCCCAUUCUCCCUCUUUCCAUCACCCCGCCCCAUUCUUCCGAUUUCCGUCACCCCGCCCCAUUCUUCCUCUUUCCAUCACCCCGCCCCAUUCUUCCUCUUUCCAUCUCCCCGCCCCAUUCUCCCUCUUUCCAUCACCCCGCCCCAUUUUCCCUCUUUCCAUCACCCCCCCCCCAUUCUCCCUCUUUCCAUCACCCCGCCCCAUUCUCCCGAUUUCCGUCACCCCGCCCCAUUCUCCCUCUUUCCAUAACCCCGCCCCAUUCUCCCGAUUUCCAUCACCCCGCCCCAUUCUCACGCUUUCCAUCACCCCGCCCCAUUCUCUCGCUUUCCAUCACCCCGCCUUAUUCUCCCGCUUUCCAUCACCCCGCCCCAUUCUCCCGUUUUCCAUCAUCCCGCCCCAUUCUCCCGCUUUCCAUCACCUCGCCCCAUUCUCCCGCUUUCCAUCACCCCGCCCCAUUCUCCCGCUUUCCAACACCUCGCCCCAUUCUCCCGCUUUCCAUCACCCCGCCCCAUUCUCACUCUUUCCAUCACCCCGCCCCAUUCUCCCUCUUUCCAUCACCCCGCCCCAUUCUCCCGCUUUCCAUCACCCCGCCCCAUUCUCCCUCUUUCCAUAACCUCGCCCCAUUCUCCCGCUUUCCGUCACCCCGCCCCAUUCUCCCUCUUUCCAUCACCCCGCCCCAUUCUCCCUCUUUCCAUCACCCCGCCCCAUUCUCCCGCUUUCCAUCACCCCGCCCCAUUCUCCCUCUUUCCAUAACCCCGCCCCAUUCUCCUGCUUUCCAUCACCCCGCCCCAUUCUCCCUCUUUCCAUCACCCCGCCCCGUUCUCCCGCUUUCCAUCACCCCGCCCCAUUCUCCCGCUUUCCAUCACCCCGCCACAUUCUCCUGCUUUCCAUCACCCCGCCCCUUUCUCCCUCUUUCCAUCACCCCGCCCCAUUCUCCCGCUUUCCAUCACCCCGCCCCAUUCUACCGCUUUCCAUCAUCCCGCUCCAUUAACCCCGCCCCAUUCUCCCGCUUUCCAUCACCCCGCCCCAUUCUCCCGCUUUCCAUCACCCCGCCCCAUUCUCCCUCUUUCCAUCACCCCGCCCCGUUCUCCCGCUUUCCAUCACCCCGCCCCAUUCUCCCGCUUUCCAUCACCCGCCCCAUUCUCCCUCUUUCCAUCACCCCGCCCCGUUCUCCUGCUUUCCAUCACCCCGCCCCAUUCUCCCGCUUUCCAUCACCCCGCCCCAUUCUCCCGCUUUCCAUCACCCCGCCCCAUUCUCCCUCUUUCCAUCACCCCGCCCCAUUCUCCCGCUUUCCAUCACCCGCCCCAUUCUCCCGCUUUCCAUCACCCCGCCCCAUUCUCCCGCUUUCCAUCACCCCGUCCCAUUCUCCCUCUUUCCAUCACCCUGCCCCAUUCACCCGCUUCCCAUCACCCCGCCCCAUUCUUCCUCUUUCCAUCUCCCCGCCCCAUUCUCCCUCUUUCCAUCACCCCGCCCCAUUCUCCCUCUUUCUGUCACCCCGCCCCAUUCUCCCUCUUUCCAUCACCCCGCCCCAUUCUCCCGAUUUCCGUCACCCCGCCCCAUUCUCCCUCUUUCCAUCACCCCGCCCCAUUCUCCCGAUUUCCGUCACCCCGCCCCAUUCUCCCUCUUUCCAUCACCCCGCCCCAUUCUUCCUCUUUCCAUCUCCCCGCCCCAUUCUCCCUCUUUCCAUCACCCCGCCCCAUUCUCCCUCUUUCCAUCAUCCCGCCCCAUUCUCCCUCUUUCCAUCACCCCGCCCCAUUCUCCCGAUUUCCGUCACCUCGCCCCAUUAUCCCUCUUUCCAUCACCCCGCCCCAUUCUCCCGAUUUCCGUCAUCCUGCCCCAUUCUCCCUCUUUCCAUCACCCCGCCCCAUUCUCCCUCUUUCCAUCACCCCGACCCAUUCUCCCGCUUUCCAUCACCCCGCCCCAUUCUCCCUCUUUCCGUCACCUCGCCCCAUUCUCCCGCUUUCCAUCACCCCGCCCCAUUCUCCCUCUUUCCAUCACCCCGCCCUGUUCUCCCGCUUUCCAUCACCCCGCCCCAUUCUCCCGCUUUCCAUCACCCCGCCCCAUUCUCCCGCUUUCCAUCACCCCGCCCCAUUCUCCCGCUUUCCAUCACCUCGCCCCAUUCUCCCUCUUUCCAUCACCCCGCCCCGUUCUCCCGCUUUCCAUCACCCCGCCCCAUUCUCCCGCUUUCCAUCACCCCGCCCCAUUCUCCCGCUUUACAUCACCCCGCCCCAUUCUUCCUCUUUCCAUCACCCCGCCCCAUUCUCCCGCUUUCCAUCAGCCCGCCCCAUUCUCCCGCUUUCCAUCACCACGCCCAAUUCACCCUCUUUCUAUCACCCCUCCCCAUUCUCCCUCUUUCCAUCACCCGCCCCACUCUCCCGCUUUCCAUCACCCCGCCCCAUUCUCCCUCUUUCCAUCACCCCGCCCCAUUCUCCCUCUUUCCAUUACCCCGCCCCAUUCUUCUGCUUUCCAUCACCCCGCCCCAUUCUCCCUCUUUCCAUCACCCCUCCCCAUUCUCCCGCUUUCUAUCACCCCACCCCAUUCUCCCGCUUUCCAUCACCCUGCUCCAUUCUCCCGCUUUCCAUCACCCCGCCCAAUUCUCCCGCUUUCCAUCACCCCUCUCCAUUCUCCCUCUUUCCAUCUCCCCGCCCCAUUCUCCCUCUUUCCAUCACGCCGUCCCACUCUCCCUCUUUCCGUCACCCCGCCCCAUUCUCCCUGUUUCCAUCACCUCGCCCCAUUCUCCCUCUUUCCAUCUCCCCGCCCCAUUCUCACGCUUUCCAUCACCCCGCCCCAUUCUCCUUCUUUCCAUCACCCCGCCCCAUUCUCCAGCUUUUUAUCACCCCGCUCCAUUUUCCCGAUUUCCAUCACCUCGCCCCAUUCUCCCACUUUCCAUCACCCCGCCCCAUUCUCCCGCUUUCCAUCACCCCACCCCGUUCUCCCGCUUUCCAUCACACCGCCCCAUUCUCCCUCUUUCCAUCACCCCGCCCCAUUCUCCCGCUUUCCAUCACCCCGCCCCAUUCUCCCGCUUUCCAUCACCCUGUCCCGUUCUCCCGCUUUCCAUCACCCCGCCCCAUUCUCCCUCUUUCCAUCACCCCGGCCCAUUCUCCCGCUUACCAUCACCCCGCUCCAUUCUCCCGCUUUCCAUCACCCCGCCCGCUCCAUUCUCCCGCUUUCCAUCACCCCGCCCACUUCUCCUCUUUCCACCACCCCUCCCCAUUCUCCCUUUUUUUCCAUCACCCCGCACCAUUCUCCUGCUUUCCAUCACCCCGCCCCAUUCUCCCUCUUUCCAUCACCCCGCCCCAUUCUCCCGCCUUUCAUCACCCCGCCCCAUUCUCCCGCUUUCCAUCACCCCGCCCAAUUCUCCCGCUUUCCAUCACCCCGCCCCAUUCUCCCGCCUUCCAUCACCCCGCCCCAUUCUCCCUCUUUCCAUCACCCCGCCCCAUUCUCACGCUUUCCAUCACCCCGGCCCAUUCUCCUUCUUUCCAUCACCCCGCCCCAUUCUCCCGCUUUACAUCACCCCGCCCCAUUCUCCCUCUAUCCAUCACCCCGCCCCAUUCUCUCGCUUUCCAUCACCCCGCCUUAUUCUCCCGUUUUCCAUCACCCCGCCCCAUUCUCCCGAUUUCCAUCACCCCGUCCCAUUCUCCCGCUUUCCAUCACCCCGCCCCAUUCUCCCGAUUUCCAUCAUCCCGCCCCAUUCUACCGCUUUCCAUCACCCCGCCCUAUUCACCCGCUUUCCAUCACCCCGCCCCAUUCUCACUCUUUCCAUCACCCCUCCCCAUUCUCCCUCUUUCCAUCACCCCGCCCCAUUCUCCUGCUUUCUAUCUCCCCGCCCCAUUCUCCCUCUUUCCAUCACCCCGCCCCAUUCUCCCGCCUUCCAUCACCCCGCCCCAUUCUCCAUCUUUCCAUCACCCUGCCCAAUUUUCCCCCUUUCCAUCACCCCGCCCCAUUCUCCCGCCAUCCAUCACCCCGCCCCAUUCUCCCUCUUUCCAUCACCCCGCCCCAUUCUCUCGCUUUCCAUCACCCCGCCCCAUUUUCCCGAUUUCCAUCACCCCGCCCCAUUCUCCCGCUUUCCAUCACCCCGCCCCAUUCUCCCGCUUUCCAUCACCCCGCCCCAUUCUCCCGCCUUCCAUCACCCCGCCCCAUUCUCCCUCUUUCCAUCACCCCGCCCCAUUCUCACGCUUUCCAUCACCCCGGCCCAUUCUCCCUCUUUCCAUCACCCCGCCCCAUUCUCCCGCUUUACAUCACCCCGCCCCAUUCUCCCUCUAUCCAUCACCCCGCCCCAUUCUCUCGCUUUCCAUCACCCCGCCUUAUUCUCCCGUUUUCCAUCACCCCGCCCCAUUCUCCCGAUUUCCAUCACCCUGUCCCAUUCUCCCGCUUUCCAUCACCCCGCCCCAUUCUCCCGAUUUCCAUCAUCCCGCCCCAUUCUACCGCUUUCCAUCACCCCGCCCCAUUCGCCCGCUUUCCAUCACCCCGCCCCAUUCUCACUCUUUCCAUCACCCCUCCCCAUUCUCCCUCUUUCCAUCACCCCGCCCCAUUCUCCUGCUUUCUAUCUCCCCGCCCCAUUCUCCCUCUUUCCAUCACCCCGCCCCAUUCUCCCGCCUUCCAUCACCCCGCCCCAUUCUCCAUCUUUCCAUCACCCCGCCCCAUUCUCCCGCUUUCCAUCACCCCGCCCCAUUUUCCCUCUUUCCAUCACCCCGCUCCAUUCUCCCGCUUUCCAUCACCCCUCCCCAUUCUCCCUCUUUCCAUCACCCCGCCCCAUUCUCCCGCUUUCCAUCACCCCGCCCCAUUCUCCCUCUUUCCAUCACCCGGCCCCAUUCUCCCUCUUUCCAUCACCCCGCCCCAUUCUCCCGCUUUCCAUCACCCCGCUCCAUUCUCCCGCUUUCCAUCACCCUGCCCCAUUCUCCCGCUUUCCAUCACCCCACCCCAUUCUCACUCUUUCCAUCACCCCUCCCCAUUCUCCCUCUUUCAAUCACCCCGCCCCAUUCUCCUGCUUUCUAUCACCCCGCCCCAUUCUCCCUCUUUCCAUCACCCCGCCCCAUUCUCCCGCCUUCCAUCACCCCGCCCCAUUCUCCAUCUUUCCAUCACCCUGCCUAAUUAUCCCCCUUUCCAUCACCCCGCCCCAUUCUCCUGCCUUCCAUCACCCCGCCCCAUUCUCCCUCUUUCCAUCACCCCGCCCCAUUCUCCCGCUUUCCAUCACCCCGCCCCAUUUUCCCGAUUUCCAUCACCCCGCCCCAUUCUCCCGCUUUCCAUCACCCCGCCCCAUUCUCCCGCUUUCCAUCACCCCGCCCCAUUCUCCCGCUUUCCAUCACCCCGCCCCAUUCUCCCGCCAUCCAUCACCCCGCCCCAUUCUCCCUCUUUCCAUCACCCCGCCCCAUUCUCUCGCUUUCCAUCACCCCGCCCCAUUUUCCCGAUUUCCAUCACCCCGCCCCAUUCUCCCGCUUUCCAUCACCCCGCCCCAUUCUCCCGCUUUCCAUCACUCCGCCCCAUUCUCCCGCUUUCCAUCACCCCGCUCCAUUCUCCCGCUUUCCAUCACCCCGCCCCAUUCUCCCGCUUUCCAUCACCCCGCCCCAUUCUCCCGCUUUCCAUCACCCCGCCCCAUUCUCCCUCUUUCCAUCACCCCGCCCCAUUCUCCCGCUUUCCAUCACCCCGCCCCAUUUUCCCUCUUUCCAUCACCCCGCUCCAUUCUCCCGCUUUCCAUCACCCCGCCCAAUUCUCCCUCUUUCCAUCACCCCUCCCCAUUCUCCCUCUUUCCAUCACCCCGCCCCAUUCUCCCGCUUUCCAUCACCCCGCCCCAUUCUCCCUCUUUCCAUCACCCGGCCCCAUUCUCCCUCUUUCCAUCACCCCGCCCCAUUCUCCCGCUUUCCAUCACCCCGCUCCAUUCUCCCGCUUUCCAACACCCUGCCCCAUUCUCCCGCUUUCCAUCACCCCACCCCAUUCUCACUCUUUCCAUCACCCCUCCCCAUUCUCCCUCUUUCAAUCACCUCGCCCCAUUCUCCUGCUUUCUAUCACCCCGCCCCAUUCUCCCUCUUUCCAUCACCCCGCCCCAUUCUCCCGCCUUCCAUCACCCCGCCCCAUUCUCCAUCUUUCCAUCACCCUGCCUAAUUAUCCCCCUUUCUAUCACCCCGCCCCUUUCUCCUGCCUUCCAUCACCCCGCCCCAUUCUCCCUCUUUCCAUCACCCCGCCCCAUUCUCCCGCUUUCCAUCACCCCGCCCCAUUUUCCCGAUUUCCAUCACCCCGCCCCAUUCUCCCGCUUUCCAUCACCCCGCCCCAUUCUCCCGCUUUCCAUCACCCCGCCCCAUUCUCCUGCUUUCCAUCACCCCGCCCCAUUCUCCCGCUUUCCAUCACCCAGCCCCAUUCUCCCUCUUUCCAUCACCCCGCCCCAUUCUCCCGCAUUCCAUCACCCCGCCCCAUUUUCCCUCGUUCCAUCACCCCGCUCCAUUCUCCCGCUUUCCAUCACCCCGCCCAAUUCUACCUCUUUCGAUCACCCCUCCCCAUUCUCCCUCUUUCCAUCACCCCGCCCCAUUCUCCCGCUUUCCAUCACCCCGCCCCAUUCUCCCUCUUUCCAUCACUCCGCCCCAUUCUCCCUCUUUCCAUCACCCCGCCUCAUUCUCCCGCUUUCCAUCACCCCGCCCCAUUCUCCCUCUUUCCAUCACCCCGCCCCAUUCUCCCGCUUUCCAUCACCCCGCCCAAUUCUCCCGCUUUCCAUCACCAAGCCCCAUUUUCCCUCUUUCCAUCACCCCGCCCCAUUCUCCCGCUUUCCAUCACCCCGCCCCAUUCUCCCGCUUUCCAUCACCCCGCUCCAUUCUCCCGCUUUCCAUCACCCCGCCCAAUUCUCCCUCUUUCUAUCACCCCUCUCCAUUCUCCCUCUUUCCAUCACCCCGCCCCAUUCUCCUGCCUUUCAUCACCCCGCCCCAUUCUCCCGCUUUCCAUCACCCCGCCCAAUUCUCCCGCUUUCCAUCACCCCGCCCCAUUCUCCCGCCUUCCAUCACCCCGCCCCAUUCUCCCUCUUUCCAUCACCCCGCCCCAUUCUCACGCUUUCCAUCACCCCACCCCAUUCUCCCGCUUUCCAUCACCCCGCCCCAGUCUCCCGCUUUCCAUCACCCCGCCCCAUUCUCCCUCUAUCCAUCACCCCGCCCAAUUCUCCCACUUUCCAUCACCCCAUCCCAUUCUCCCGUUUUCCAUCACCCCGCCCCAUUCUCUCGCUUUCCAUCACCCCGCCUUAUUCUCCCGCUUUCCAUCACCCCGCCCCAUUCUCCCGAUUUCCAUCACCCCGCCCCAUUCUCCGCUUUCCAUCACCCCGCCCCAUUCUCUCGAUUUCCAUCACCCCGCCCCAUUCUCCCGCUUUCCAACACCCUGCCCCAUUCUCCCGCUUUCCAUCACGCCACCCCAUUCUCACUCUUUCCAUCACCCCUCCCCAUUCUCCCUCUUUCCAUCACCCCGUCCCAUUCUCCUGCUUUCUAUCACCCCGCCCCAUUCUCCCUCUUUCCAUCACCCCGCCCCAUUCUCCCGCCUUCCAUCACCCCGCCCCAUUCUCCAUCUUUCCAUCACCCUGCCCAAUUCUUCCCCUUUCCAUCACCCCGCCCCAUUCUCCCGCCUUCCAUCACCCCGGCCCAUUCUCCCUCUUUCCAUCACCCCGCCCCAUUCUCCCGCUUUCCAUCACCCCGCCCCAUUUUCCCGAUUUCCAUCACCCCGCCCCAUUCUCCCGCUUUCCAUCACCCCGCCCCAUUCUCCCGCUUUCCAUCACCCCGCCCCAUUCUCCCGCUUUUCAUCACCCCGCCCCAUUCUCCCGCUUUCCAUCACCCAGCCCCAUUCUCCCGCUUUCCAUCACCCUGCCCCAUUCUCCCGCUUUCCAUCACCCCGCCCCAUUCUCCCUCUUUCCAUCACCCCGCCCCAUUUUCCCGCAUUCCAUCACCCCGCCCCAUUUUCCCUUGUUCCAUCACCCCGCUCCAUUCUCCCGCUUUCCAUCACCCCGCCCAAUUCUCCCUCUUUCCAUCACCCCUCCCCAUUCUCCCUCUUUCCAUCACCCCGCCUCAUUCUCCCGCUUUCCAUCACCCCGCCCCAUUCUCCCUCUUUCCAUCACCCCGCCUCAUUCUCCCUCUUUCCAUAACCCCGCCCCAUUAUCCCGCUUUCCAUCACCCCGCCCCAUUCUCCCUCUUUCCAUCACCCCGCCCCAUUCUCCCGCUUUCCAUCACCCCGCCCCAUUCUCCCUCUUUCCAUCACCCUGCUCCAUUCUCCCGCUUUCCAUCACCCCGCCCAAUUCUCCCUCUUUCCAUCACCCCUCCUCAUUCUCCCUCUUUCCAUCACCCCGCCCCAUUCUCCCGCUUUCCACCACCCCGCUCCAUUCUCCCGCUUUCCAUCACCCCGCCCAAUUCUCCCGCUUUCCAUCACCCCGCCUCUAG
Molecule: messenger RNA, 11043 nt
Organism: Closterium sp. NIES-65
Lineage: Eukaryota; Viridiplantae; Streptophyta; Zygnematophyceae; Desmidiales; Closteriaceae
Source: the annotation of a GenBank genome assembly